GUAAAGCUAAAGCCAAGCUAAAGCGUCCUUUUUCUGAGAACAAAUAUUUUUGACGUUUUAGAGCGCUAUGCUAUAAUGUUAUUAUAUUUUAGAUCAAGGAAUAAAAUCGGUACUCUAACGAGUUCCUAGAAGUUUUAGUGAGUGAUUACGAACGUUAUCAAAUCGUACCAUCACAAAUACAAAAUGACGUGAUCGUCAGCGAUUACUAUUCAAAAACAAUAUAUUUGACAAGGUCUAUUACAAAACAAUUGUAACGCGAGUUUCUAGUAAUGCAGUUUGUUUUUCGUGGUAAUUAAACCAAUUAUUAGGUAUAUGGUGUUCUAUAAUUUUGUGUCAGCUAUAAUCUUUUCAAGUGAAAAUGGUUCGAGUUAAUAAUUUAAUAACUCAGACCCAAGAGGGUGUCAAGACUCCCCAUCGUAUUGAGCUCUGUGAGGAAAAAUUGGAUAGACCUGUACGAAACUACAGAAAGCGCAGACUUGUCGCUGCAUCACCUAUAAAGACUGAAAAUGAGGAAUUGUUGACUGAGGCACCAUUAAAAAAAGUUCAAGUAAAGUCUAAGCCACUAAAGAGUAGUAACGGUAGCAUUACCAAUAUGACCAACGGCAACACAAUGCGGUCUCGUGCCCCAAAAGCAAUUUUUAAAGCAAAUGAAAGUCAUAAACUAACAGAGUACUUCAAAGAAGAGCUCAAGAAUCAACCCAAAGUAGAGUCACCACCUUUGUUAGCCAUUGACAAGCCUGCCAAAGUAGAAGCUAAAUCUGUUAAUGGACAAACAAACCACAAACUAACAGAGUAUUAUCCAGUUAGGCGUAGUGUUAGAAAGACUUCAAAAUGUGUAAUGGCGGAAAAAAUGCGUGACUUGGAACGAGCUGUAAGAGAACAAAGGGAAGAUGGACUGCAGGUUGCGUACUUCGAGGGUAAAGGGCGCGGUGUAAUAGCAACGCGUCCUUUCGAACGCGGGCAGUUUGUUGUGGAGUACGCGGGCGAGCUGGUGGGCGUGGCUGAGGCUCGAGAGCGAGAGCGACUCUAUGCUCAGGAUCCGGAAGCCGGCUGUUACAUGUACUAUUUUAGGCAUGGCGAUCAACAGUAUUGCAUCGACGCGACCGCAGAGAGCGGGCGGCUGGGGCGGCUGGUGAACCACUCGCGCGCCGGCAACCUGGUGACCAAGGCGCUGUGGGUGGACGGGCCGCGCCUCGUGCUGCUGGCGGCGCACGACAUCGCGCCCGGCCAGGAGCUCACCUACGACUACGGGGACCGCUCGCGCGACUCGCUGCGGCACCACCCCUGGCUCGCGCUCUGACCUGGAUGUCGUUCCAGAAAUCUCAAAUGGACUCCUAAGCAUUAUUUAUUAAUUUAAAAUUAGUUUUAAUGAAGUUUGUUAUCGAAGAUUUGUUUAGACUUCAAAUUGUUAAAACUCAAACAAAUCUUUGAUAACAGUUGUCACGUAUUGUAUUUUUGAAUAGUGAAACAAGGGCCUAACAUUAUUGGGGUCAACCAAUAAUAUAUGAACGCUAAUGUAGGAAGAUUAUGUAAUUUUAUCUUCAAGAGGACAGAAUCCCGAAAACCUAAUUAAAAUAAAAAAAUUACAGUAGUAGAAUACUAAUUUUUCUUCCGAUAAUAUUUUAAUACAAUUUAGUAUUCGCCUUUACCAGUAUUUUAAUCAUGAUCAUUUUGAAAUAUAUGCACCAACAAACUUUGAAAUGUGUAUGAAUUGUAAGGGAAAUAAUAAACUGCUCGUAGAUAAUAAUGGUAUUGGUAAAAGACGAAAACUUAGAAUAUUUGACGCCAACCAAAUAAUGGUUGCGAACAUAAAUGUCACUUGCCAUCAGGUGGACUGUGUGCUCGUUUGUCACCCUAUCCUAUAAAAAAAAAAAAGAGGAAAAAGACAAGAUAGCAAUUUUGAAAUUAUAAAUGACCUAGAGUGGUAAUUUUAGAUUGUUGAAAUGGCAACACUGAUAUUUUGUACAUAAUAUUUAUAUCCACUUAUCUCCAUCUGGAAUUGUGGUAAAGCACUGACUUAUAAUAAUUAAAAAAAAAUUGAAAUGUAACAUGCUCCUGCUAGUUCUAUUGACUAUAUGUAUAAUUGAAAUGUUAAAUGUUGUUCUCUACAAUUAAGCAAUAUAAGCCAAUAUAAAAACCUACUUAAUAUAUUGUUACAAGCUGUUGUUUACAUGUAAUAUAUUUUUUAAAUGAUUACAUAGUGGAAGCCAACACUAUUAUCAAAUAUAUAGUGUGCGCACAAUAUUUAUUGCAAAAGUUCUUUUAUAAUUUUUUAAAUUUGUAUACCAAAAUAUUUUAACUGAAUAUAAAAUUAUCAUUUUCUUUCAACUUGUUUACUUUCUACCUUAGAUUGUUAAAAUGGCUUUUUAUAUUACAUUUUAGGCAGAGCAUGCAGUUUAACUUAUUUAUAUCGAAAUAGUUGAUAUUUAUCAUUAGUAUAAUACUUAUUUUUGGGGAAGUUAUGUUGAAUAAAGGUUGUAUGAGUUGCUCGCAGGUGAUAAAUAACACUAAUUCAUAUUAUUUCAAUUUGUUGAUUGAACGCUUAAAUUUGCCAGCCAUGAAGAAACAAAUAAAAUUACCGUUACAUUAUUCAAAUACUUUAUUAUUAACCCACCGAGAUGAGAUCAAAUUCAAAUAUUGUAAGGUAACAUUUUCAUUUUGGAAUUGAUUUAGAAAGGAAUAAAAAUGAUUGUGGGUCGGGUGCGCAGUUAUAGUUCAUGUUUUAUUUAAAUAUGCGCGUUCCCUUUAUUCAAAACUAUUUAAAAAAAAAUCAGAAUCUAAUAAAAUUGUAAAUGGAACCUUGAAAAAUGAUCUUGCAUUUCCUUUAUGGAACAUUUAAGUGCAAGUCCAUUUACAUGAUUACAUUUGUGUGGCAGAGCCUGCAUCCCAAUACAGUACGUGAAAUGAUAGUUACAAAAUGAGCUGUCAAAAUACGUGUUUGAGCGUUCUUAGUAUAUGCAAAUACCAAUUUCGUCCUUAUAUCUAAAGUCAAGAUUAUAAAAAGAAUUUCCAAAAAUUUAUACGAAAUAGAAGUCUAAAAUAGUUGAAAGUUUAUUAAAAUUUUGUUUAUAUCAUUCUACAUUAACGAAAGGUCAAGAAAAACCUAAUUACAACUCAUAUAAAGUUUAAAUUUCGAAAAUUUUACACAUUUAUUAUUCUUUUGAACAUUAUUGUCGUAAAAAUAAUAUUAAUACACAAUAAUACACUCGGUAAUGUUAACUACAAAAUGUUAACAAUUUUUAUACUAAGAAUGCUCAAUUUAUAAUAUGUUUAUUAAAAUAUAGGUCCAUUUUUAAAGUUAAUACAUUUAUAUCUACGUUAGUAAAUAUUAUUAGUGUGAGAAGCUUAUGGGCUUAGGGGAAUGAUCACGAAAUAAAUAAAAGGAAUUAUUAGAUGAUAAACUAUGUUGUUAACAAUGAGGUGUUGUGUUAGUCCAUUGUUACUAAUCAUAGUAAUAGUUCAAGUUACAAGUUACAAAGGUAACGCUUAAUCUGUAGUCUUUUGAAUUAAAUCUAUUUUCAAAGUAUUGUUCAAAUAUUAGGGCUGAUUGACAUUUCUGCAUUAUUAGGAAAGUUGUAACUAUGUCCUUCUCGUUUAAAUUUGUGUGUAGUUAUUUGUUAAAGCUGACAAUGUUACUGGAAAUAAAAAUGAUAUAUUCAUGAUAAAUCUUUAUAUAUAAAAAUUACGUGUCACAUUGUUUGUCCGCGAUGAACUCCUAAACUACUGAACUGAUUUCAAAAAAGUUAUGAGGGUUAUUACAUAAAAAAGGACCUUCAAGAAAAGAGCCUACUUCUUUUUAAAAGGCCGGCAACGCAUUUGCAUUUCCCCUGGUGUUGCAGUUGUUCAUGGGCGGCGGUAGUCACUUACCAUCAGGUGAGCCGCAUGCUCGUUUGCCCCCACUCCUAUAAAAAAAACAUACAUUCGAAUUGAGUACCUCCUUCUUCUUGAAAUCGGUAGAAAAGAAAAACAUAAUCGAGCUCACAAAAAAAUUCUGAAAAGAACAGACAAUGCAAAAUAUUUUUAUAUACUCAUUUUAGCAGUUCAUGGAAUGUCUUACCGUAAAAGCUAUAUUAUAUUGAUAUUUGUUUAUUUGUUCUACUUUUAUAAACUAAGCGCCUCCUUGACCUAGUGGUCGUAAGCGCGUCUGCUGAUAACGUGGUCGCGGAUUCAAAUGCCGGGUCGGGUCAAAAUAUGUUAUUUGUAUUUUCUGUCAAGAAACAGUCGCUUCCCGUAGUCAGGAAGUUAACGGUGAUUCACCCCCAUGUCACGUAAAUCACGUAAAGCCGUUGGCCUAGCUUGAUUUCUCCGGUCGUUUCGGAUAUCCGCCCCAUCGGACUAUGUGAGUGAGGGAAUAGUGAGCAUCUCCGCAGAGAGCUAGUCUUCGAUUAUUAAGCUAGCUGACCAUAAUUUGGUUUGGAGGGCAUAAUUAUUUUAUAAUGACUUAGUGCCACUGCUAGGCUUAUUGUAUAUGUUAUUUUUUUGGUGAUCAAGAUAGAUAAAAUAUUUUUUUUAUUAAAUAAGCUUAAACUUUCAUCCAAAAGCUAAAAUAAAUGUUUUCAUAGUCCAGCAACAAUAUUAUCUUAUAUAGUGUCUAUCGCUUUAGUAGUUCCUACUUCCCUUAAUGUUAAUAUUAUUAAUAACCUUGUAUAAAUUCUAAAUGUAUUUAAGUGUAAGUUAAGGGUUUUUAACAUUUAUUUAAUAUAGCAGAAAUGUUAAUUGUAAAUGUAAAGCUUAACCAACUUAUAAUUGUAGCAAUCUUCCUUAGGUUAACAUAAUAAUAGUAUUGUAUGUUCUGCAUUUUUAAAGGAAAUUACCUGAAGUAGAAAGAUAUUGUAAUGUCGUAAUAACUCACGUUUUUAUCUCUGCUUAAUAUUUGACAGUGUUUGCUCACGAUUUAUUGCUAAUGCUUGAAAUUUUAGAUAUUUAAGUUCAUUUUCCACUAAAAGUUGUCUCUUCCGUAAUGCACUUUACAACUUGACACUUCCGUAGUGCACUUUAUUCAUGCACCAAUAUUACGCCCGUUACAUUUUGAGAUGGACUUACCUCACCUUAGUUAUACGUUAUUUUGAGAUUCAACGAUUUUUUGCACUGACCGCAUAACAUUCGCUAAUAGUUCAACUUGCUUAUUCUAAACUAUUUUUGAUAAGCACAUUUUGCCAGCAAACAGUAUUUACAUUACAUGUUAUCAAAGAGGAAAUAAAUAGAGUGCCUUAGAAGCUUAGGUGUUGCUGAUCCACUGUAUGGACACUGCAGACUAAAAAUUAAAAUAAGAAUAAAACAAACUGUUUCUGUGCAAUGUCUACCUUAGAUUAGAUUAGAUUGUGGCAAUUGAAAAAAAAAUUUGCAGCAAUAAAAAUCCAAAACGGUUGUUGUAUCAUAUAUUAAUCACGAUUAUAAUUUUUUUCUUGGUUAUGGUAAGUAAUGAUUGAAAUAUUGUAUUUGCAAAUGUUGGAAUAUAAAAGACGUCAAAUGACUUCUACUUUCAAUAUCAAAGUAAGUGAAAUACAUGAAAAGUAGACUGUGUAUGUAUUUUGUAUUUCUCAAACUGGUAUACAUGAAAAAUAUUCUAUUUUUGUAAUUUUAGCAAUAUUAAGUUUUUAGUACAUUUUUUUUUCCAAUUAUAUUUAUAUGUACAAUUACAAUCUGGUUAAAGAAAACGUAGUUAAUAAUGAUUAAAAUAUUGCAAAAGGCUAUCUUCCUAAUUAGUAAUGAGACUUAAUAAUUUAUUUAUUUUUCGUGAAUUUAUAUUAAUUGAAUAGUAGUGACGAGAAUUGAGUGAAUUAAAAUGUUAAAUAUUU
Parnassius mnemosyne (clouded apollo) is the source of this 5798-nucleotide messenger RNA. The record is from the annotation of a GenBank genome assembly. NCBI's taxonomy places the organism in Eukaryota, Metazoa, Arthropoda, Insecta, Lepidoptera, Papilionidae.